Colias croceus (clouded yellow) is the source of this 3177-nucleotide messenger RNA. RefSeq lists its product as uncharacterized. The record is from RefSeq and is a predicted model, not a curated record. The transcript is spliced from 6 exons. NCBI's taxonomy places the organism in Eukaryota, Metazoa, Arthropoda, Insecta, Lepidoptera, Pieridae. The coding region runs from base 1266 to 3149 and encodes 627 amino acids.
GACAUACCUACAAGGGCUAUUUCAAGUGUGGCGAUAGUUAAAAAAAAACGGAUAGACGUAGUAUGCCAGACUAAAAAAAAACAUUUUUCAUACCACUAAUGUCAAGCUAAUGUCAUUUCUGACUGAUGACGUACUGACGUCUGACUAUGACCAAACAAGAUGGAGGAGUUGUUUGUUUUGCCGUAGCGUUGUGCAAACUGCAAGCAAAGAGAUUUUAAACACUACGUUAAACUGUUUUGUUGUAAGUUUUUUUUGUUUGUUUCGACUCAGUGCGAUCCAAAUAUCUUGAGAAAGUGACUCUGAAUUGUGUGUUGCGAGAUAUUGACUCAGUUUAUGCGUUUUGAGAUAGUGACUGUACCUACCUACCCAUGUGUUUUUUGAGAAAUUGACUCUGUUUCUGUUUUUUGAGAAAGUGACUCUGUUUGACUGUUUGUGUACAUAUUUCGAGAAAGUGAAAGUGACUCUUAGAACGUGACCAUGUCGUCGGUAAUAAACGCCGAAAGUCGACGACGAUGUUAUAAGUGUGGACGUUCACCGGCUGAGGACUCACUAACUACAUUGUUUCGCUUUCCUAAACCCGGAAAAACGAACACAUUACGCUGUGAAUUAUGGGCAAAGUACUGCUUUCCUGAUAAACAAUACUGGUCACCAGAAUUCCAGAAUAAACUUCAUACAGAACAUAAAAUGCUCUGCAAUAGACAUUUUCCAAAGACAUCAUUUAGUGAUUACCCGGAAACUUCAAAGAAGCUUCACAGAUUUGCAGUACCUAGUGACAUCAAAGAGGCUGAACCUCAACCAGGUCCCUCAUAUUGUCAGGUGCAAGUUUUGAAAGAUGUGACCAACUGCUAUUCUGAACCAAAACCAGUACCAACCUAUAAAAAACCAAUACUUGAACCUCUACCUGGGACUUCGCAUGUGUUGCAUGCUUCGUUUGAAGAAAAUAAAGUGCUAGGAAGUGUGUGUAGUGAAAGGCAAACUAAAACCCCAAAAGAAAAAUAUCUGUUGGCAAAAUGCAGAAAACAUUUCAAACAUAUUUGCCAAUUGCGAAAUAGAAUAAAAAAAUUGAAAAAUAAGGAUAUUCUAAAAGAAUUAAAUAAAAACGAGUCAGUUGAUAAGUUAAUGAAAAAAUUGACUCCUACAUUUGCCUUGUUGCUGCAAGCACAGAUAAAAAACAUAAAAAAAAAACCAAAGGAAGGAGAUGGACAACAGAAGAAAAAAUAACAGCACUGAGACUAUAUAAAAGAUCACCAACUUGCUAUAGACUGAUGAGAAGAUUGUUUUGUCUACCAGCUCCAUCUACCUUAAAAUGUCUUUUGAGCAAAUUCUCCCUCGAAGUGGGAGUCAAUAAAUGUAUUUUCUCUGUGUUAAAAAGAACAGCAGAACUUCAAUGUGCAUCUGACAAUGAAUACAUCAUCAUGUUUGAUGAGAUGUCAAUUAAAAAAAAUAUAAAAUAUAAUCAAAAGACAGAUACAAUAGAAGGAUUCCAAGACCAUGGACUUCAAGGCAGAUCACCAAAAUUAGCAACACAUGCUCUAGUGUUCAUGUUAGCUGGCAUUAGAAAAAAGAUUAAGCAGCCUGUGGCUUACUACUUAUCCAGCGAGUAUGUAACAGCAGACCGUCUAGCAGUCUUGAUAAAAGAGAUAAUACGUGAAUGUCGUGAGGCGGGUCUUAGCAUAGCGGCAACGGUUUGCGACAUGGAUGGAGUAAAUCGACGAGCUUUGUCCAUCUUGGGUGCCACUAGUGAAAAACCCUCCAUUACUAUUGAUGAUAUAGAGAUUAUCAGUAUGUAUGACCCGCCUCAUCUUCUUAAGUGUUUCAGAAAUCUAUUUCUGAAAUACGAUAUCCAGUGCACUACACAAAUUACAUCAAACAACAAAAGUGGAAUAGGUGUUGCAAAAUGGAGCCACAUAAAAACUUUUUAUGAUCUGGACAAUCAGAACCCCAAUUUUGUAUUUGCUCCGGGCUUAAAAUUAGAACACCUCAAUCCAAACAGCAAGCAAAAAAUGAAGGUUAAAUUGGCGGCACAAAUCUUAAGCCAUACGGUUGCUGCUGGGAUGUUGGCGAAAAUUUCAGAAGGAGUACUGACUUCAGAAGCAGCUGUAACUGCAGGUGUUAUUUCAAAAAUGGACAAGCUAUUUGAUUCUGUUAACAGCGACUCCUCAGAUUUGCGCCGCGGGAAAAUAUAUGCGACUAAUUUAAAAGAAACCACACCACAUCUCCAGUUAUUUAAGGAAAUGAAAUUAUUUUUUAAUACUUUAAAAUUCUUAGGCUGCACACGCACACCGCCUUCAAAAGAAGGAUGGGUGUGGACUCUGAAUGCAGUCGAACUUUUAUGGAAUAAACUCCGAACUAAACAUUCAAAUGUUCAAAGCCUUGCCACCCGCAGACUACAGCAGGACCCAUUAGAAAACCUGUUUGGCUGCAUUCGGGGUAAUUGUGGUGCUAAUUACAAUCCCACUGCUGGACAAUUUGUUGCAGCCUUAAAAACUUCUAUGUUAAGCAACCUAGCUCACCUAAGCACUGGAAACUGCGAAAGCGAUUACUGCGAAAGUAUAAUUGAUAAUUAUAAAGAGAUAUUGACCAAGUCCACAAACAUAUGCACAAAUGAUACAAUUUUACAGAAUUUUUCAUAUUCCUCAGAUUUCUCUGAGGAACUUGAAAAUGUAUGUACUGCUGAACCAUCAACUGGUGAAGCUCAGGCAUGUGCAUAUGUUAGUGGAUUUUUAGUUAAAAGACUUGAUUGUACCUGCACAAACUGUCAUAAUAUUUUAAUUUCUAAGGAAAAAGGGUCAGUUGAACAUUUAUUUAUUCAAUUUAAAGAAUACUCCGAAAAGCAGAGCUUGAAUUAUCCCCAUAAAAAUAUAAUAAAUUAUGUGGAAUCCUGUGCUUUGGUGGCAAACAGAAUGUUUGAAGAUAUAGGACACGAAAAGCAAGUACUUAAAAGAGUAAAAGAAAAAAUUAUAGAAUCAGUUGAUCAUGAGUUUUUAAAGGCUUGUCCAGCACAUUGGGAAAAAAAUCUCAAUUAUUUUAUUCACAAUGUAUCAUAUAUUUGUAUAAAGAGGCACUGUAUAUUAAAAAAUCGUCAGUUCUCAGAAGAAGCUUCGAAAGCUUCUUUAAAGAGAAAAAUGGAUGUUUUAAAACACAAAUGAAAUUAAAAAAUAAAGAAAAUUAUUAUAA